Cylicostephanus goldi is the source of this 3354-nucleotide messenger RNA. The record is from the annotation of a GenBank genome assembly. NCBI's taxonomy places the organism in Eukaryota, Metazoa, Nematoda, Chromadorea, Rhabditida, Strongylidae.
AUGGCCGAUGGCAAGUGCAAAUGCCGACCUGGUUUUGAAGGAGACGGAAUCGAGAACUGCACUCAAAUCGCCACCUCAUCCCCAUCAAUCAGUGAAUCGACAACCCCAAGCACAAUUACCAGCGCCAUUUCCGCAUCUGAGUCCUCAACGACGCCAAAAGGCAGCGUUGUGGGAACAGGCGAAAGAGAGGUUACUGAACUAACCACUGUCGCGACCACGACGCCAGCGGAGAGUUUUGCGCCGACCUCGCGACAUGGUAAGGAUGGCACCGGCACGUCGUUGAUCACCGAAUUUCAGGGUAGCUCCACCAGUGAGCCGACAUCUAUCACAUCACCGCACCCACACAUUGAAUCCACUCUUUCAACAACUCUUGACUCAUCAUCCAAUCUCACUACCGAAACUACACUAAUUCACGAAAAAAGCACUACACAUGCAGCAGAAAUCACAGGUAUUGAUCGUAUCGUAACGAUACUGACGAGUGGAGUGAAUGUAACCGAUGAUAACACGACUGAUACUACUAGUAAACAACUACAUUCAACAUUGUCUGUCGAUACUAAUCAACCAAUGGAUAACCUGACAAUUUACACAACGGAAAGACCUUACAUCACACCGAUUCUCAUCGAAGUCACAAAUUCACUCGUAGUACUGCAACCUGGGACACUUCGCCCAGAUGAGGUCAUUACGGGCGUAUCAUCUAAACAUGAGAUACCUAUCGGAAAGUCAGGUGUGGUCACUUCUGGCGUGCUCCAUCGUGGCACUACUCUGUCGACAUCAGAAUCUCCUUCUACAGUUAUGGGAUCAACGACAGAUUUUCCAGAAGAUCUGGGAGUAACGGGAAGAGGCUCCAUAGUUCAAGUCACGGGUAAAAUUUCAAAAAAUGAAACCCGAGUACCUCCCAUCAGGGGUUCUACUGUUACGUCUCUACCUGUGACCCUGUCCAGCACAUCCACUUCUCCAAGCGGGGAGACUCCAACCUCCCUUUCGACCCUUUCUGCUGAAACACGAACUCCCCCAGAGGAUGAGGUAACCUCAAGCACGGAAAGUGAUCACGCCACUGAUGAAGUUACUACUGAAGGCGUUGAGAUUGUCACACUACCCAGCACAGAUACAACAGAUACCUCGGUACAGAGCACUUUGUCUGAAAUUCUCAAAGACUCCUCAACCCAAUCCACCACAAGCAAAAAGGUUGCAAGUUUAGAAACGCUUAAAACUUCUGGAUCCACAACGAAGGCACCUGAAGGAUUAGCACUACAUCCAAGUACCCAGACAUCGAAUAAAACUACAGAAAAAGUCCUUGGGUCUACUUUGCCUGGUCAUAUCAGCCCCACACCGAAACCCAUAGAUGCUAAAAAGACCACUAUUUCAUCCGACAGGAAGAAUUUUACCUAUGGAACUACUGAUGAUGGUAUAGACCACGAAAAAACGGAUGCGUUCUUACUUUCAACUGCAACUACGGCAUUCAAUCCCACAGAAGAAGCAAGUGGAUCGGACGUACCUUUGAGAACUACUACGGAAUCGACUACUCUAACAUCUGAAAAAAGCUAUUCAUCCAUGAUACCUUCAAACAGGUCAAGCUUAAGUGAUAGAGACACUGACGGUGAACAAGGAAGGUCUAGUCUAACUCCUAGAAUAUCAUCUGAAGAUUUCGGUGCAGAAUCUUCAGGAGAACCGGAACUUACUGUGGCGGGAAGUAAAAUAACGCUGAGCACCACUCACUCAAGUGCAGAUGUCAGCGGCGAAGAGUUCAUUGGAAACGGCACUACCAUGCAUCCGCACGCUGCAAUCGUUACAGCCACUGACAUUACUGGAGAGGUGAAUGUGCCAGAGGAAGUGGUCGCUGGUCAACGUACUUCUGCAGAGGGUACAGAAUCAACCAGGUCUGCGAUUCUCGGAAGUACAGAGCCUACCUCUCGCAAAUCCACUACAUCCGGCAAACUUGAACCAGCUUCAGCUACAUCAGCGCCUGCAAAGUCUACGAAGCAAUCACAACCUUCUUCACGGCGACCACUCACAACCUUCAAACCUGCACCUGAGGGGCUACGCAGUACAGAUGAGCCGAGUUUUACCAUCACUGAAGACACUGCCUAUCCUAAAGGCAAAGGAGCAACAAGAAGCGGUAUGGAAAAAUUUUCGACUUCGACGAUAUCCUCUACUAGUUCUGCAACGCACUACACUACAUCAGCGGAAGGCGCGGAGAUCUUGUCCACUCCUGAGGGAACUGGAGCAGAUGUUGUAAGCACUGCAGAAACGAGUUCCUCUCAAGGACAUACGUCCAGUCCCACGUCUAGUGAUGUUACUUCCGUGACAGCGAAGCCUUGGACGCCAUCGACAACACAGGCUAGUAAAGUCCUAAAGCCUUCGACAAGCAGUUCUAAGGCUAUUGAAGAAACCACUGAAAGCUCGAUGACUGCCGAAGAGGGUACAGAGACAGAGCCACGUAGCUCUGUCACUUCGGAAGGUGCUACAGAAAGACCAAAAGCUACAAAACCUUGGAUCAUAACCGGCAUACCCAUAUCGGAAGAGGUCUUAAGUAGUGAUAGACCUAGACCUUCGCAUGCAACAAAACCUUGGAUUAUCACGGGAGCACCUACAUCGGAAGAGUUCUUAAGCACUGACAUGCCCUCCAGCAAAACAUUAAGACCAAGAGUUGAGCUCGUAACCGCUUCUAUAGAAGGUAGUGGGACCAGCGACAGUUCAUGGCCGAAAAGACCUGGUUUUGCAAGAAAACCUUAUACUAGCGCUUCCGAGGAAUCUACCAUGUCCACAACAACAAUAAUCGAAGCCUCCGGAACUUCACCAUGGGAUGAAGAGAUGACAACGAUCUCGUCCCGGGAAGAAAUUCUGACUAGUGCCGAGAACUUGACCACUUCUGGCGAAGUUACGGACUUGAGCGGAAGAAGAGUGACUUUAGGAAGCGUCAAUAUCACCAAAACAGACAAAGAAAACUUGGAAGGAAUUACUGAAGUAUCUUCUGGAACACGAUCCACAGCACGCACGCAACCCAAGAAGCAGACGGAGGAUAGUGUAAGAGCAUCUACGGUAUCGUCGCAAAAUCUUACAAUCAACAAAGAGCACAUCACUCACAGUGCAGCUACUAAUGAAUCCAGCUCAGAAGCUGAUUUCACAGCCCGCACUGGUUCAACCAAGGCUCCUACCUCGGAUUCACACACUUUAAGCUCAGACCGGCACCAAACCAUAGAUCACUUCGAGCAAAAUGCCUCCACAAUCACUGCCAUCACCGACGGAGUCACUCAUGACAUCAAUGUCGUCACACUGAGCACUGUCGAAGGUAUCAGCUCGAGUCGAACGCACAAGCGCAUGUCUGCGGCACUCUAUCUUUCUAUCCACUUCUAA